Aureobasidium melanogenum CBS 110374 is the source of this 996-nucleotide messenger RNA. RefSeq lists its product as uncharacterized. Lineage: Eukaryota; Fungi; Ascomycota; Dothideomycetes; Dothideales; Saccotheciaceae. The transcript has 4 exons. The record is from RefSeq and is a predicted model, not a curated record. The coding region runs from base 1 to 996 and encodes 331 amino acids.
AUGGCUGAUCCUCCCACUGUCAUCGACCUCAACAAGGACGACCAGGCCAGCCAUCAAGCACCGGACACUACUCUUCGCAAACUCAUCGCCAUCGAUCAAGACUUCGCCGAAGACCUUGCCCACCAAGCAGUCGGCGAGAUCGAGAAAUUAUGGCCGGACCUCAAGGCAGAGCGUUUCGCUUCCCAGGACAUCGUCGAGCUAUCAACUACCCUCCGUACGGCAAAAAUCACUCUCGAAUUCAGAAUGCUGCGCGCUCUCUUGGUCCUCUGGAAAGACCAUCUUAUGAAACGACCAGGACUGUCGUCUCAGCAAAUGAUCGAAAUUGCGGUGGUUAUACAUCGGUUGGUCCCUCUCCAGCUUGGUCCCGCCGAGAAGCAAAACUCGGCCAUCGAUCUUGUCGCAGCCGAUGUAGCCAACGCAUCGAAGAUUAAAGAUGGUCCAUACCGUCUCUACACGGGAGAUUAUUAUAUCGACCAUUUUGAAGCGGAAUGGCCUUCAACACUCUACCGUAUCUUCGAAAACUUCCCAAUCAUUCGGGGCCUUGAAAUCAGCUGCCAAAAGGGCCGUGAGGAGUUUCAAAAAUUGUGGCCAGACCUUGAAGACAAGCUGAUCCCAACGGCCCAGCAAUUGGAGACCAUGGGUAGAGCUGUUCGUGCAGCUCACAUCUAUCUAGAACUGAGACUCCUACGCGCCUUUGUUGUCUGCUGGAUGACCGAUCUGCCCCAACAUAGUGACUUUGACGAGAGGGACCGCGCAGAGAGAAUCUACAAGAUGACCCUUGCCCAGAUGGGACCCAAGAAUAUGGUUAUGCACAACGAUGGUGGUAUCACUAUUCUGCGCAGGGAAGAUGAGGAGAACUACAACUCGGCAGAAGAUUCAGACCUUGACGAAGAAGAGCGCGAGCAAGCCAGGAGACACAGACUCGUGACCGAGGCUCUUUAUCCUAGAAACAGGCCAGCCCCUGGAAAGAAGAGAAAGCGAAGCUCGAGCACAUGA